GGUCCUUGGAAAGACCCUUUCGUGCAAUCGGCCUCAGAUUAACUGUGGCGUACCUGUACCUGUUCUCAAUUGCAUAGGGCCAAUACCUCCACUUGUUUGCUGUCCAGUUUCUUGAUCUGCUGAAGAUUUUGAAAGAAAAUGUGGUUUGCAGAGGCUGAAGAAGUUGUUGAAGUAGUAAGGGGCCAUUUUCCGUGGACAUGUCUUCUCAUUGUUCCGAUUUUGAUCGCAAUUUCGCCUGUUCAUGGAGCUCAUGACUUCACCGCAUAUCGAAUGCAGCAGUUCGACCUGCACGGGUCUCAGUAUGGCUGCAGGAACACCUUGGUCAAUCUGGAAGCUCGGCCAAUAUCAGCUAAGAUGGUCACUAGGAGGUGCAUCCUCGCCAGACUGUCCGAGGUGACCGCUGAUCGUUACAGGGAGUUGAUAGAGCAGGGUGCAGGGGCGUUAGUCAUCUUGCUUCCUGAGUCGUUGACAUCGGCACCACAGGAUGUGCUCAAUCAAUGGAUGGAGUUAGAACCUUUGAUGUUGGAGCAGGAGACAACUAUGCCAGUGUACUUUGCAUCAGAGGAUGAAGAACUAUUGUCCAUUCAUAGUGACAUCCAGCAAGCAGUCAGUGGGGACCAAGCACCAUCAGCUGCACAGGCCCUUCUGAGUGCUGUUUAUGCCAAUGGUUUCCAGAUGGUUGUGUCUGGUUCUCAGGCCAAACCUAUCAAGGAUGGUAAUAUCAUCAGCUUUCAGGGUCAGCUGACAGGGAAGGGUGUAGAAGAUCAGCUUCCAACGUUAGCUGUUGUUGCUCACUAUGAUGCCUUUGGUGCUGCUCCGCAUCUUUCACAUGGAGCAGACUCUAAUGGUAGCGGUGUAGUGGCCUUGUUGGAGUUAGCUAGACUUUUCAGUAAGCUUUAUACCAGCUCUAGAACUCAUGCCAAGUAUAACCUGCUAUUCUUCCUGUCUGGUGGGGGUAAAUUCAACUAUCAUGGAACUAAAAGAUGGAUUGAAGAUCAGCUAGAGAGUCAAGAAUCUUCUCUGUUGAGUGAUGUAUCCUAUGUGAUGUGCCUUGAUACGAUUGGUGCCAGUGAUGAACUCUACUUACAUGUAUCUAAACCACCUAAGGAGGGUUCAGAAUCUCAUCAAAUAUUGCAGGGUCUUGAAAACGUUACCAGGUCCCUGUACCCAUCAAUGAAGUUCGGUAUGGUUCAUAAGCGUAUUAACCUAGCUGAUGAUUGGUUGGCUUGGGAACAUGAAAGGUUUAGCAUGCAAAGACUUCCUGCAGGAACCCUAUCUCAUCUCUCUGCCUAUGACAGUGCCUCAAGGUCUACCAUUACAGAUGAUAGUUCCAGGGUAGAUUCUAAUAAGCUUGCAAGAAAUGUGAAGAUCAUCGCUGAAACUCUUGCUCAUCAUAUAUUUGGUAUAGGAUCCUCAGAUAUGGAGGUCUUUGUCGAUGGAUAUGAUGUGAAUAAGGACUCGAUAGAUUCCUGGAUAAAGUAUUUAUCAUCUGAGCCCAGGUCAGCACAGCUAUUAACCAAAGAUCAACCUUUACUGCAGACACUACAGAGCGCCCUCUCUAGGCACCUCAAAGAUGUCAAACGGCUAACCAUCAAAGCAGAUAAGAGGGAACCUGAGUAUGUUUUCUACGACGGUCUCAAGUUCACUGUGCAUGCUUACAAUGUAAAACCAGCUGUGUUUGACCUGUUCCUGGCUGCGGGCAUAGCAAGCUACCUUGGACUUAUCUAUCUAACAGUGCAAAACUUCAGCAUGUUGAAGGACACCGUAAGAAGCUACGUUGCCAAGAAACCCAAGAUACACUAGUCAGCAGUGGUACUCUUUAAGCUUUCUAUGACAGUACACAUCAUCUGGGUCUAUUUACACAAGGCUUGUCAAUUGAUCAUACAGUUGAUUUGUUUUGAUGGAUUGCAUAUAAUUAGCAAUGCAAUCGAUCGUGAAAAUCAGCAGAUGAUCAAUCUUUAAACUUUGUGAUACCAGGCCCUGUCUGGAGUCAGAUAGGAAUAGUGUUGACCUAUCUAUACUUGUUGAUAUAUCCUUGAACAUGUAUGGAUGUAAUUGCAUUCUAUUGUUUUAUCUCAGUCUGGCUCUAUACAGAUGUUUUUUUUUAUGUGUGUUUUUCAUUAUUUCAGGUGAGUGAAGUCAAUUGCACUAUUAAUGCAUGUUAUAUUGAAGUAUUAUUGUGCUUAAAAAAAGAAGGGUUAUUGUGGUGUGUUUACAAUGAGUGAAAAUAAAAGAAAACUCCAUAUUUUGUUAAUAAUACUGUAUGACUGGCUGGGAUACGGGAGGGGGGGGGGUGAUGAUGUUGUAUUGAUGUAAUGAGAUCCUAUGCAUUAUCCUUAUAUGGGGGGGGGUACAUGAUUUUAAUCCUCCAAGGUCCCUCUAUUUCAAAAUAUGGAAAUGUGAAACGUGAGGGAUCCUUUAUUUCAUCAAAGAGGAAGUUGCUUUGUACUUCAUCUUGUGAACAUGCAUUCAUUAUCUUGUGGAAAGUAAUUUGGAAAUGAAAUGAUUACAGUGGUCUCCUGUAUAUUGUAUCCAGAUGACAGAAUGAUGUUGAAUAAUGAAAAGUUUGGUCAUGAACACGGAAUGAUAUGUAUAAUGAGAGCAUGAAUAAAGAAUGUUAAUCAUAAUCGUCCUUGAGGAUAUGGUAAAAUGACAUCCAUAUUGCUCUUUCAGGUGUUUGGGUAUAAGAUUAGUUCGUGCAAUUCAAUCUGAAUAGAAAUAUGGUAAUUACAAGAAAUCAAUAUGUUGCAAUUGAACUGGCAUCAUUUAGCAUAUCCUUGAACUGUUUUAAUCUUGUUGGAGAUUGGUUGAAAUGAUGAAUGUUGAUUGAUAAAUGAUAUUUUUUUAUUUUUCAAUGUUUCAGUUGUGGUUAGUAAUAAUCUUGCACAAAGUAAGAAUUUCAAAGGAAUCCUUUUCAUUAAUGAUAUGUCAAUGUUUUAAAACAAUUUGAUGUAUCACAAUGAUUUGUGAUCAAUUGCAAAUAGCAAAUAGGUAGAGAGUAUGAACAUUGAACACUAUACACGUUAACUAGUAUUUUGAUUGGCCAGUCUGCUAUUUUGGCAAUUGAUGGCAAUUAAUUGUGUAAUGAUGAACCCAGAUAUUUAAAUCACAAUUUGAAAUCAAUCAAUUUAGAUAUUUCACAUAUGUACAAUUCACCAGUGUGUUGUUGUUUUUGUGUGUACUUUCCGUCGUAUGUUGGCUAAAGAUUUUUUUUUCUUGCCGCCAUCCCAUUGUGGGGGCAUCAACCUUAAAGGAGAACGAAACCAUCGGAACAAGACAGCUUGUGUGAAAACAGAAAAAUUAAAGAAACAGAUCAACAAAA
Messenger RNA from Lytechinus variegatus (green sea urchin), 3322 nucleotides. Its product is annotated as nicalin-1-like. The record is from RefSeq and is a predicted model, not a curated record. The transcript has 14 exons. Bases 139 to 1803 code for a protein of 554 amino acids. Gene Ontology annotation, biological process: regulation of signal transduction. Lineage: Eukaryota; Metazoa; Echinodermata; Echinoidea; Temnopleuroida; Toxopneustidae. Gene Ontology annotation, cellular component: endoplasmic reticulum membrane.